Bathycoccus prasinos is the source of this 912-nucleotide messenger RNA. RefSeq lists its product with no specific name. The record is from RefSeq and is a predicted model, not a curated record. NCBI's taxonomy places the organism in Eukaryota, Viridiplantae, Chlorophyta, Mamiellophyceae, Mamiellales, Bathycoccaceae. The transcript has a single exon. The coding region runs from base 1 to 912 and encodes 303 amino acids. Gene Ontology annotation, molecular function: protein binding.
AUGUCCGGCGCGCAGAAAAGGAAGAAGAAGAAGGAGAAAGAAGCGGCUGUGAAGGAAGCCGUGGCGGAUAUGGAGCGUUUAAAGCUUGGACCGACGAAGUUGUGGACGGGGUUGGUGUUGCAUCAUAAGGAUGUUUUUGUAUCGCAUGUGAUUUCGAAAUUGAAUAGGACAGAUCGGUAUUUCUUUUCGAGAGUGAAUAGAGAGAGUUCGGGUGUGCUUGCGUACGCCGGGUUGAAGGUAUCGGAAUUACGUGCGAUGGUUCACGAAUGCACAUCCAUUUCGACGUUGGAAUGGAUGUGGAAUAACUUUCCCUGGGGAAAGAAAGAUGACGAAGGAAACGUGGCAGAUCAAGCAAACUUUUGCUAUCAAGUAGCUACAACGAACAAACUCGGGUUGCUCAAGUGGGCGAGAGAAGUGAAACAUUGCGAGUGGAAUGAAUGGACGAUUAGUUGGGCCGCAUUUAAAGGUAAUCUCGAGAUGUUAAAGUACUGCUUCUCUAAUGGUUGCCCGUAUAAUGAAAAAGAUGCGUGUGAACUAGCUGCUUUUAAAGGACACCUCGACUGUCUUCGAUUUCUUUUCGACAAAGUGAAACCUUCGCGAGAUACGGAAAGAUAUGCGGCAAUACAAGCAGCAUGCGGUGGUCACGUGGACAUCUUGAAAUAUUUCGUUGAAGAAAGAAAGAUACAUGAGGAGGUAAAGGGCGUGUGCGUGGCAAAUGCUGCAAGGUUUGGUCAUUUCGAUUGCCUCAAAUACUUAAUCGAAGAGGCGAAAGCGCCUCUUGACAGCUGGGAUGUCAUCGCUUACGCUCGUUACCACGAGCACUCCGAGUGCGAAAACUACUUGCUCGAAAAAGGGUACCCAGAACCAACGGACGAAGACUACGCCAGAUUUGCCAAAAGUCAAAGAGAAUAA